UCUCGACGAGAGCACACGACACACGAGAGACACACCCAAAGCCAUGGAACAGAGCCAACUCUAUUUGCAUAAAUUCUACGCCCAGGCCAUCCCAAGGCCCCUCCUAGUCAGCAGCCCUGGCCUUCAUCAUCCGCAGCCCGGCAGAGCGGCGGCCACGCAACAACAGCCCGAGCAUAUUGACGAGCUGGUGGCUCUGGAACUGCAGCAGCUAAAGACUCACUACGCCGACGAGGAGCAACGAUAUGUGGACCAGAUGCUGCUCGCGAAUCCCAUUGUGGUGGAGCGACGGGCGCAGCCCAAGUCGGAGACAGCAUUCCCGACAGAGGCAACCAGGCCAGUGGCAACACCCUCGCCCGCACCGGCAGCCGCAACCACGCCGACACCCGCACCCACAAUGCCCAGCAGUCGUCACGACACGCAGCGUCAGAGAGCCGAGUCCUGCCGCAAGUCGCGCUACAACAACAAAAUCAAGAAGGCCAAACUGCGCUUCCGGCACAAGUUCGUCAGCAGCCAGCUGACGGAGAGCGUCGGCGUGCUGGACCACAUGCGGGAGGUGAUUGCCCAGGCGGAGGCGCAGCUGCUGGCGCGUGGCUUCAACGUGGGCGCCCUGGAACGUAUGCGCAGGAAUUUCGGUAUAGAUCGCUCCACGACAACGGCCAUGGACCAGUGAUUUCCUGAUUCCCUUCACUCUCUACCUUAAGACACAUUUUUUUUUGCAACUUGUUAAUUUUUCGA
Drosophila guanche is the source of this 735-nucleotide messenger RNA. RefSeq names its product protein sisterless A. The record is from RefSeq and is a predicted model, not a curated record. Lineage: Eukaryota; Metazoa; Arthropoda; Insecta; Diptera; Drosophilidae. The transcript has a single exon. The coding region runs from base 44 to 670 and encodes 208 amino acids.